GCGCGUGCUCCCGCCCCUCGCCGCCGCUCCCUCGCUCGCCGGCCGGCGGCCUCGGCUCGGCCCCCUCCCUCAGCUCCCGUGCGCGGCGGCCGACGACCCGCGUGGCCUGGGCCUCGGCCCGCGCCACCGGCGUCCGCACGGAGCGGCCCGGGGGCCCUCACGCAGGCCCAUGGCGGCGGCCGCGGCGGCGCUCUCGGGCGCGGGCACGCCACCCGCGGGCGGCGGGCCCGGGGGCGGCGGGUCCCCGCCGGGCGGCUGGGCCGUGGCGCGCUUGGAGGGCCGCGAGUUCGAGUAUCUGAUGAAGAAGCGCUCGGUGACCAUCGGCCGCAACUCGUCGCAGGGCUCGGUGGACGUGAGCAUGGGUCACUCGAGCUUCAUCUCCCGGCGCCACCUCGAGAUCUUCACGCCCCCGGGCGGCGGCGGCGGCGGCCAUAGCGGGGCCGCUCCGGAGCCGCCGCCCGCGCAGCCCAGGCCCGACGCCGGCGGCGACUUCUACCUGCGCUGCCUGGGCAAGAACGGCGUGUUCGUGGACGGCGUGUUCCAGAGGCGCGGGGCGCCGCCGCUGCAGCUGCCGCGCGUGUGCACAUUCAGGUUCCCGAGCACAAACAUCAAGAUAACGUUCACUGCCCUGUCCAGCGAGAAGAGGGAGAAGCAGGAGGCGUCAGAGUCUCUGGUGAAGGCCGUGCAGCCGCACAUCUCACCCCUGACCAUCAACAUUCCAGACACCAUGGCCCACCUCAUCAGCCCUCUGCCCUCCCCUACAGGAACCAUCAGUGCUGCGAACUCCUGCCCCUCCAGCCCCCGGGGAGCGGGGUCUUCAGGGUACAAGGUGGGCCGAGGGAUGCCAUCUGACCUCAGUUUAAUGGCUGACAACUCACAGCCUGAAAAUGAAAAGGAAGCUUCAGGUGGAGACAGCCCGAAGGAUGAUUCAAAGCCACCCUACUCGUAUGCACAGCUAAUAGUACAAGCAAUUACAAUGGCUCCUGACAAACAGCUCACCCUGAAUGGAAUUUAUACACACAUCACUAAAAAUUAUCCCUACUAUAGGACAGCGGACAAGGGCUGGCAGAAUUCAAUUCGCCACAAUCUCUCUCUGAAUCGUUAUUUCAUCAAAGUACCGCGUUCCCAGGAAGAACCAGGCAAAGGCUCAUUCUGGAGGAUAGAUCCUGCCUCUGAAAGCAAAUUAAUAGAACAGGCUUUUAGGAAAAGACGGCCUAGGGGCGUGCCUUGCUUUAGAACCCCUCUGGGACCGCUCUCUUCUAGGAGUGCCCCAGCCUCUCCCAAUCAUGCUGGAGUGCUGUCUGCUCACUCUAGUGGCGCCCAGACCCCUGAGAGCCUGUCGAGGGAAGGUUCGCCGGCCCCCCUGGAGCCUGAGCCUGGCACCGCGCAGCCCAAACUUGCUGUCAUCCAGGAAGCCCGAUUUGCCCAGAGUGCACCAGGGUCACCUCUGUCCAGUCAGCCAGUCUUAAUCACCGUCCAGCGGCAGCUACCACAGGCCAUGAAGCCUGUCACCUACACUGUAGCCACCCCAGUGACCACCUCGACCUCCCAGCCACCCGUCGUGCAGACGGUUCACGUCGUCCACCAGAUACCAGCAGUGUCGCUCGCCAGUGUGGCUGGGCUGGCCCCAGCGAGCACGUACACUGUCUCUGGACAAGCCGUGGUCGCCCCUGCAGCUGUGCUGGCCCCUCCCAAGGCAGAGCCCCAGGAGAACGGAGAUCACAGGGAAGUCAAAGUGAAAGUGGAGCCUAUUCCUGCCAUUGGCCAUGCCACGCUAGGCACUGCUAGCCGGAUCAUCCAGACGGCACAGACCACCCCGGUCCAGACGGUGACCAUAGUACAACAGGCACCUCUAGGUCAACACCAGCUGCCAAUCAAAACUGUAACGCAAAACGGCACCCACGUGGCAUCAGUCCCCACCACGGUCCACGGCCAGGUGAACAAUGCAGCGGCAAGUCCUUUGCACAUGUUAGCGACGCAUGCGUCCGCGUCAGCCUCCCUGCCCACAAAGCGCCAGAACGGUGACCAGUCGGAGCAGCCGGAGCUGAAGCGGAUCAAGACCGAAGACGGCGAGAGCAUUGUCAUUGCCCUGAGUGUGGACACGCAACCGGCAGCUGUAAGGGAAAAGGGUGUCCAGAACUAGCGAACGGGAGCUUUUCUUCAACAGUAUCAACUUUGUGGUGCCAAAAGGAGACGUCGCCUCCCGCCAGCUCUCGGUGGGUGCAGGGCCCUGUGGUUGGACUUCACCUCUCAGCACUGAAAACACAAAACCCAGGUGGCCUUAAAACUCCUUAAUUUAAAGACAGAAGUCACACUUGAACAAAAACUGCACACAACAAAACCUGAUUUUGGAGACAGUGUCUCCCCCACCGAGCACCUGCUGGGCCGCUGCCUUUGGGCUCAUCUUUUACCUAUGAGCAAAACUCUCCAUCCUCCCAUGAGGACCAGACAUCACAUGUGGGGACGGCGCAGUCAGUACUAGGCCCUUGGGACAUGGGAGAGCCCUUCCCACCACCCUCACAGUACCCACCAGGCAGUGGAGAUGGUGUUCCGUUGCUCACAUAUGGAAUUAGAGUAUUUUGAGGUGUAGUUUCUUCACAGAAUCAUGGGGUCUUGGGCAUUUCACAUCACUCCAUUUCUACUCAGACUUUUGAAAUCACACAGGACCUUUCAGUGGAUUUCAUUUGGGGAAAAGAACGUAGGUUUUUGUUUCAGCCUAUGGAAUGAUUUCUUUUUGUCUGUCUUGUUAAAGUUCAGAUGAACUACUCUGUGGCACCUGCAUAUUUCCAUGUUACAGCAGCUGCCUGAUGAAUUUCAUCCACCUCCAUUUCAGCAUGUGGCUCGCGUGGACGGGUGGACAGACGCUGUGGCCACAUGGAACCCUGAGAGCCCAGGGCUGAACUGGUGCUGGGAAGGAACUGCCGGGACUCACCGAGCUGCACUUAACUGUUCUCUUUUGGCGAUUUUUUGUUGUUUCUUUGUGUUGACUGUCCCUGGCAAAAUUUUCCACUCUCAAAGUAAAACAAGUCUCCUAAGUAUUGUGUAUGUUUAAAACGACAGAACCAUUACUACUUCAUUUGGGAAAAAAGAUUCAGUCCUUUAUCCAGGCCCUUUUGAAACUAAGAUCCCAGGUCUCUCGUGGUGUGUAUGUGUGUAUUUUGGGUGUCCUCCUAGCUCUAGGCGCCCUAGAGCCGCCUGUUGCAUGGCAGAUUUCCCCAUCCACAGUGGAGUGGGGGACAUCUGGGCAUUUCCUGAUUUUUGGCAGGAAACGUCCUGACCUUUCGGAACUGAAGCCAGUCCUGAGGCUGACUCCUCUACAGAAGAUGAAAAGAGAGAGGGGGGGUGAGGGAAUGAGAGUGGGAGGCCCUGCACCUCCUCGCCUGGCUCCGCUUUCCCGAAGGAGCGAGUGUGCUGUGCUGUGCUGGCUGAGGGCCGAGGAGCAGUGCCCUUGGAGCAAGGGCGGCAGCCUGAUGCGGAGCUUUUUAAUGUCAUCAUCGUAACGUUAUUUAUUUAAAUGUAGUUAUUUUGGUAUUUAAUUUUUUUAGCGAGGAAAAAACCUGUAUUUUCCUGGUGGGAUGAAAUGGCUCAGAAUGGUAUAUUUAGGCAAUUUAAAAACUUAUUUACAUAAAGACCAAAUAUGAUGAAUCUGUUGGGUGAAUUGUGUGUGGCCCUCAGCAUGGGGCUGCGGCAGCGUCACUACUGUGAUGCACGUUGAAAUUACUGCACACUAGCUGGAUUAUAACUCAGCUGUUUAAGAAAUAAAAACGAAAGCAUCACGUGACUGAGACCGUGUGUGUGAGCGCAGCAGACUACAGCGUGUGGAGGGAGUGACCCUCGGUGCAGCCGUCUGCAUCUUCCAAGCACUUUACAGAUACCUUGGAAUGUAUAUUUUUGUCGUCUUACUCAGAAGGUUUGCAGUUUGUAAAAAUAAUUAGGAUUCUGCUGUGUCCUGUGUGGGGUCAUGACUCUCCACAGAGGGUCCAGCUCUCGGUCACAGCUGUGGGGUUCUCUGACAGGAGACCAGCUCUCGAGCAAGGUCACCAAGUGGGAGCGUGGCUUGGACACCAAGCGGAUGCGUCGUAUAUUCUGCUGGAGAUGUUUUUAUGCAGCUGUGUGUGGAGUCAGGUGGAUUCUCCCUGCGUAAGCUCAGUCCGUGAACUGGUGACUUCUGAUCCUGGAACAUGGACUUUAUGGGUCUGGAUCUGGAUCUUUUGGGAUCACAGGUAAGGAAAAUGCCCAACUCUAAAUGUUAAAGAAUUUUUCUUUUUUUGCUGUAGGCAGCAUUCUGCAUCUUGAACACAGACUCCAGUGUGCCUCUCGCAGAUGGGAGGCGUGCACACUCCUGUCUCCUCCUCACUGCCAUGUUCGCUUGGCUUUUUCAUGGGUACGUAGGAUUUAAGAAGAUCCAGGCGAGAAAGACUAGGUUAGCAGAUUCCACGCCCCAGGUCUUCUUGCCCGUCUUGGAGGCACUGUUUUUACACUUUGAGCUCUGAAUCCCCAGGAACUUGAGCACAGCAAGGGUCGCUGAGCUGCUGUCGCUGCAGUCCUGGCUCCAGUCCCUGGUGCUGGGGCUGCGGCACCCCCGAGAGGUCCUGUGUCGCCCUCAGCUGCGUCGCGGUGAACUCCCAGCUCUCCACUGUGUUCCUCCAUGUCUUACUUUCAGGAAGUCUCUGCUUUGACCUUUGCCAAACUUCUGAGCUCCUCAGGGACUAGACUUAAUUUCAGUAGCUUUGCCCUGAACCAAACGAGAAACAAACGGGAACUCAAGUGUGGCCCACGGUACAUGGUGCACUGAGUAUACGCCGCACGAUCCUCGGCUUGCUCUCCUCCCCCUGCAGUGGAGUGCGCCUGUGGACAGUUGGUCUCCUUCAGUCUCCUCCCCACUCCCAUCACUGUCCUCUGCUAGAAUAACAGAGUAGUUGGUAGUCAUGGCCAGGAGGGGGGAGGGGGGCAGUGUCAGGACUUGGGAUUUCUGUGCUAUGUGACGCAAGGAGAUGAGUGACAAUCUUCAGGUCCUAACUAACCACUAUUCCAGAAGGCAUAGUGGUGAUGUGUGUGCAAAGGUUUGAAAUUUUAAAAAAGUACCAAGUUCCUGAAAUUCAAUAAAAUAUUUUUAUUAAUUUUAA
Callithrix jacchus (white-tufted-ear marmoset) is the source of this 5126-nucleotide messenger RNA. RefSeq names its product forkhead box K2 (gene FOXK2). Lineage: Eukaryota; Metazoa; Chordata; Mammalia; Primates; Cebidae. Gene Ontology annotation, molecular function: RNA polymerase II cis-regulatory region sequence-specific DNA binding; DNA-binding transcription factor activity, RNA polymerase II-specific; protein binding. Gene Ontology annotation, biological process: regulation of transcription by RNA polymerase II. The record is from RefSeq and is a predicted model, not a curated record.